Nothoprocta perdicaria is the source of this 730-nucleotide messenger RNA. RefSeq names its product ATP synthase peripheral stalk subunit OSCP (gene ATP5PO). Bases 1 to 657 code for a protein of 218 amino acids. The record is from RefSeq and is a predicted model, not a curated record. Gene Ontology annotation, biological process: proton motive force-driven mitochondrial ATP synthesis. Gene Ontology annotation, molecular function: proton-transporting ATP synthase activity, rotational mechanism. Gene Ontology annotation, cellular component: membrane. Lineage: Eukaryota; Metazoa; Chordata; Aves; Tinamiformes; Tinamidae. The transcript has 7 exons.
AUGGAGCAAUCGUCACGCCCCUCCGUUACGGCCGUUGCGCGCGCCCCGCAGGUGCGGCAGCUCAGCACGUCGGCGGCCAGGCCCGUGUCGAGGCUGGUGAAGCCGCCGCUGCAGGUGUACGGGCUGGAGGGCCGCUACGCCACGGCGCUCUACUCGGCCGCCGCCAAGCAGAAGAAGCUGGAGCAGGUGGAGAAGGAGCUGAGCCGCGUGCAGACUCUGAUGCGGGAUCCCAAGCUGUCUGGUGUGGUUAUGAACCCUCAUAUCAAGAGCGCGGUUAAACAGAAAGCUGUAAAUGAUGCGUUAGCAAAGGAGAAGAUGUCYCCGAUUACCAUCAACCUGAUGAACCUGCUCGCCGAGAACGGGCGCCUGCGCUACGCGCCCAGCAUCGUGUCGGCCUUUGGCAAGAUCAUGAGCGCGUACCGGGGAGAGGUGCUCUGCACCGUCACCACGGCCCAGCCUCUGGAUGAUGCCAGCCUUACUGAGCUAAAAAGCGCUUUGAAUGGAUUCUUGGCUAAAGGAGAGAUCUUAAAGCUCGAGACCAAGACGGAUCCCUCAAUCCUUGGUGGAAUGAUUGUCAAUAUUGGGGAGAAGUACGUGGAUAUGUCAACGAAGUCCAAGAUCCAGAAGCUCACCAAAAUCAUGAGAGAGACUGUCUAGCAAGCCGUCCUAUUCAGUGUUCACAGUGAAACCUGUCAGAUGAAUCUAAUAAAAUUACUGCUUCUCGACCAGA